This is a messenger RNA of Anopheles cruzii, 3534 nucleotides long. RefSeq names its product fragile X messenger ribonucleoprotein 1 homolog (gene Fmr1). Gene Ontology annotation, cellular component: axon; postsynaptic density; nucleus. The record is from RefSeq and is a predicted model, not a curated record. The transcript is spliced from 12 exons. Gene Ontology annotation, molecular function: mRNA 3'-UTR binding; protein homodimerization activity; translation regulator activity. Bases 74 to 2497 code for a protein of 807 amino acids. Gene Ontology annotation, biological process: regulation of dendritic spine development; anterograde axonal transport; negative regulation of translation. NCBI's taxonomy places the organism in Eukaryota, Metazoa, Arthropoda, Insecta, Diptera, Culicidae.
CGUUGAAGCGAGGCGUGCGUGCUGAAAGUUUUGUGUCGGCUAAGCGGGGAAAAAUAUUCAUAUAAAAUACAAAAUGGAAGAGCUUGCAGUCGAAGUAUGUGGUGAUAAUUGUGCGUACUAUAAGGGCAUCGUUACGGACGUUUUCGACGAUGGUGUGCUAGUGGAGUUUGAAAAUGAGUGGCAGGCGGAGGCCAAGUUUCAUUUCAAUCAAGUACGGUUACCACCUGGCGAUAAUACGACCAGUCUCGCCGAGCGCAUGGAAGUGGAGGUUUUUUCACGUUCGGAUGACAAUGAAGCAUGCGGCUGGUGGCGGGCAAUGUUAAAGGUAAGCGAACUUAGCUUAGAAAACACAAAAAAGUCCUUGAUAAUAAAUAGAAUGGCAAAAACAUUAUUGUCAUUGAAAGUCCACGAUCUGUGCAGUGUCAGUGCUGCGAGCCAAUCACACCAAACAACGCUAUCAAACUUCCAGAUGAUGAAGGGCGAGUUCUUUGUCGUUGAGUAUGUCGGAUGGGAUCACAACUACACCGAGAUCGUGCACUCCGACCGGAUCCGUCCAGUUAACACGAAUCCACCAAUCAAUGAAAAAACUUUCCACCGAUUCGAAAUCGUCGUGCCGCAAGAGGUGCAGGAGUAUGCUAAAAUUGAUGGUGUUCAUAAGGAGUUUCAAAAAACGAUUCGUGCUGCCAUCUGCCGAUACGUGUCAGAACAGGGUGUUUUACGCAUCAUCUCUCGGACCAAUGCGACCCAACGACGCGCCACGAUGAUUCAAGAUAUGUACUUUAGAAACCUCAACCAGAAGGUGAUGUUACUGAAAAGAACUGAAGAAGCUGCCCGGCAGCUCGAGUCGACGAAACUUCAAAACUAUGGCGGAUUUACGGACGAGUUCAAGGUGAGAGAAGAUUUAAUGGGCCUUGCUAUAGGUGCGCACGGUAGUAACAUACAAAGUGCACGAAAGCUUGAUGGUAUAUUGAACAUCGAAUUGGAAGAAAAUUCUUGUACUUUCAAGAUAUCUGGUGAGUCUAGUGAAGCAGUGAAAAAGGCUCGAGCAAUGCUCGAGUAUAGCGAAGAGUCACUACAGGUGCCCCGAAAUCUGGUCGGUAAAGUGAUCGGUAAAAAUGGGCGUAUUAUUCAAGAGAUUGUGGACAAGAGUGGCGUGGUGCGCGUGAAGAUCGAAGGUGAUAACGAGCCUAAGCCAAGCAUGCCACGCGAAGAGGGUCAGGUACCGUUCGUGUUUGUUGGAACAGUUGAAUCCAUCGCCAAUGCUAAAGUGUUACUGGAGUAUCAUUUAGUGCAUUUGAAGGAGGUAGAACAGCUACGUCAGGAGAAACUAGAAAUCGAUCAACAGUUACGUGCGAUUCAAGGAUCGAGUAUCGGAUCGAUGCAAAACUUUACGUUGAACCGACGAUCGGACCGAUCAUAUCAGUACGAUGGAGAUGGGUUAUCGCGAUCAUACAGAGGCGGAGGAAUGCGAGGUCGCGGUGGAAGGGGUGGCAGAGGGUUGAAUCUUAAAUACUCUGGUACGCUUAGCACUGAAAACGAAGAAGAAGUAACGGUUAAGGAUCGAGGGCAACGAAGUAAUGCUUAUUCGGAUACACGGAACCGUAAUGUUAGAGGCUACAGUGAAAAAAGAGAUGGUGGAUCAUCUACCGGUAGAAAUAAUGGGGGUGGUAAUGCAAAGCUUAAUGAUCGCAACAGACAACCGCCAUCGCAACAGCAGGAAACACAACAGGAUGACGCAAACGUCCGAAAUUUUCACGAGCAGGUUGCUAAACGAGAUGUCCACUAUACAACUUGGGGCGACUGGAAGGAAAAAUCUUGGGUGAGGGGUAUGAAUAUUGAACAUGAGAGUAACUCGUCGAACGAUGGGGUGCAGCAGCGGCUUCGAAGAAGGACGAAAACUUCAUCACAAAAAGGUAAACCGAAGUUGCUGUCAUUGCCAACAGCUAAUGUUAACACACAAACGACGGUUGCAACAUUGGCGACAACGAAUAAGACGACCAGUGUUAACAAUACAUGCAGCAAAUCCCAUGCUUUCAGUUCAAUGAACGUACCCAAUCAAGGUGAAAGCGUGGAUGAUAAAGGGAACACUGUCAGUACCAGCACUAACAAGCAAAUCCAGCAACAGCGGAACCAGCAGAUACAAUCUUCAGCUCCAAACCAUGUUCCUUUGGCGAUCAGUAAUACGAAUGGUACAAGUUCCGAUAGCUCUAAGGCCGCUUACGUUUUCGCCAAUAUCUCCAAGUCUAACAUGCGCCGUGGUCCAGCCUCUCGAGGUGUUGAUGAUUCUACUUGUGGCAGGCACAAACAGGACCCUACUCCACAUCAAUCAGCAGUGCAGAGUGAAUCGAUACAAACAGCCGGACAACAAACAACCAAAGUGUCGUUGCAUAGUCUGACUGAUUCCAAAGCAACAAGUGUUGCCGGGACAGCAACGACGUCGAAUACAGCAGAACAAGUUGUCAACAAAGAGGAUGCGUUGAUGAAUGGUUCGUCCUAAAGGUAGUAUAUAUGUAUAUAAGUAAAAGAAAGAUAUAAAAGUAAUGGAAUGCUGUUAAAAAAUAAUGGACAUUUGGAGGUAAUACUGCGUCUUUGAGACAAUUGAUUGAGAAAAAUUGGAGGAGAAUGAAGAGGAGAAUAUUGACUCAUAUUACUAGCAGUAGUUGGAUAGUAGUUAUAGCUGCUCUUGCGUUUACUGACAUUUUAAAAAAAGUACAAGAAAAUUGUAAAGAUCAAAUAAGGUGGAAACAUCCGAAGAAAUAAUGUAUGCAACAACAUUUUGUGUAGCUUUGUGUUACUGUAAAUUAUCAAGUCCUCUUUUCAUUGAACAGCUUAGAAACAAAUUGAGAAGACUAGAGUAAAAAAUCAUUUCUUGCAGUAUUCAUUGGUUUAACAAUCAACCCGAACAAAACCGUUCCUGUUUCCGGCCUUGAGUUAUUAAAAACAUAAUUGUAUGACGGAAGCAUUGAUAUCAUUUUCGACUGUUAGUUUUCCAGAACGCAACUCUACUUUGGCAUUGAAUACUGUGGCCAAAAGAUAACGAGAACGUUUGUCUUCGCUUAUCGUACUGUAGUGCAUAAUGAAUCCCUUCCAACCGAACAAACUGUCAACAAACAAUACUAUUCAUGGGUUAAGCGUCGUUUGCGUAAAGCUGUGUAUCACAAAAACCGAAUUUGUGGCGAGAAACAUCUUGGUUUUCGCUUCACGAGAAAUUGUUUGCAUCAUAUUUUCGUGAUUAUUUCUCCGCAAAAAUCAAGAGACCGAUCCGAGGACACUUUUUAAAUUAAUAGUUGAGAUAGGACCGAAACAAAAAAUGUGUUGAAGGCUAUUGCUAAAAAGAAUUUUCGGACUGAAAUUGGAACAAAUGUAGACACAGAUGUAUUGCAUAAAGUAGGGAUUAUUUUAAUGGUGAUGACAGAUUUAGAAGACUAAACAAAGACUUUUUGAGUUAUAAGCGAAUUCCCGAUAUUUUUUGGCCAUAGUAGGAAUUUAUCACAUUUAAAGCCGUUGAAAUAAUGGCAGUAAUAAAACAAUAAA